Messenger RNA from Zerene cesonia (dogface butterfly), 2477 nucleotides. RefSeq names its product inhibitor of growth protein 1. The transcript has 5 exons. Gene Ontology annotation, biological process: positive regulation of DNA-templated transcription. The record is from RefSeq and is a predicted model, not a curated record. Gene Ontology annotation, cellular component: nucleus. NCBI's taxonomy places the organism in Eukaryota, Metazoa, Arthropoda, Insecta, Lepidoptera, Pieridae. The coding region runs from base 110 to 1078 and encodes 322 amino acids.
AUUUGACGGCUACUAAGACGAGAGUCUAGUUGUUAUUCGUUUUAAAAAUAAGAUACUUUUUCUGCUUCUUUGUGUAUUAAAUAAUGAAAAGUGCUCAAAUGGUAUAAUCAUGUUUAACCAAACAUCAACCGAAGCGUUGCUCUCGGCAACUUACGUUGAGAAUUACUUAGAUAUCGUCGAUAAUCUACCUAAUGACUUGCAACGACAUUUAUCGCGUAUGCGAGAGUUAGAUGUUACUUAUAGAGAAUGCCUAAGAGAUGCAGAGACUCACUUAGCAGUGUGUAUUGGUCCAAAUACAGAAGAAAAGCGCCGUGGGCGUGCAGCAUUGCGUUUGCAAGCUGCUUUGGUAGCAGCUCAAGAGAUUGGAGAUGAAAAACUACAGGUUGUUCAGCUCUUACAAGACCUUAUAGACAACAAACAGAGGUCACUUGAUGCUGAUCACAAGAAGCUAGUAUCCUGCUUAGAGGUAAACACAAAUGGCACAACAAAGGAGGAGCAAACUGCAAACUCGGAGAAUCGAUCCAAUGAGAAGGACACAAGCUCACAGCAGACACAGCAACAGAGUGCACCACCACCACCACCACCAGAGAGGACUACUGAAAAGGAGAAGGAGAAACCGGAAAAAGAGAAGGCUGGAGGCGAGCGUUGGUCGAAGCGCGCGCGUCGCUCGCGCACGGCGGCUGGCGCGGCCACGGACGGCGCCGACUCGAGCGAGCGGGACAGCGAGCGGCACACGCACAGCACGCACAAGAAGGGUAUUGGGAAGAAGAAGAAACGCAAAGCACGCCAGGCCGCGCAACGGUCAGAGACCCCGCCAGAAGAAACAGACGCUAUCGACCCAGACGAGCCUAGAUAUUGUCUCUGCGAUCAAAUAUCGUUCGGAGAGAUGAUCUUAUGCGACAAUGACUUGUGUCCCAUAGAAUGGUUCCAUUUCUCCUGUGUUUCACUCACAACUAAGCCAAAAGGGAAAUGGUUCUGUCCAAAAUGCAGAGGAGACAGACCGAAUGUGAUGAAACCCAAAGGACAGUUCCUCAAAGAGUUGGAGAGGUAUAAUAGAGAAAAAGAAGAGAAAGCAUAGCGCUCGCUGAAAAAGAAGUAAGGCGGUUGUGAUAUAGGUUAACAGCGGAAUGGAUGUUACGGUGUAGUUUGAAAUGGUGAAUCAGAACUGAGAUUUUUCGCUAAUAAAUAAAUAUGUAUAUUUUUGCGUUAAAUUAUUAUGAGUAGAAUUUUAUGUUUCAUUAUUAAAAGUUGAUUCAGUAUUUUUAAAUUGAAUGUGAUUUUGCAUCAAUAGUAAAUGGUCAUAAUGCUAAUAGGUUGUUGUACAUUUAUCAUACCUUGUAUACAGUAAUAUAUUUAUUCUUGUACCUGAAUAUUAAGAAACAGUAUCGCACUAAAACAUUGGAAAUGUUCAAGAUUGAGAAAUGUCGAGUCUUCCAUAACAAAUGAUGCCUUAGCAAUAUUUGUUUGGCAAUAAUCUUUAUAAUACUCUCGGUGUUAUUAGCAAUUUUGAUUGUUUUCAAGUAGUAAAUUGCAUUUUUAUAUAGCAUAAUAUAAGCAUUAUAAACGAUUUACACUCAUGGAUAUUCGUACAUAAUGUAUACCUAAGAAUCUUUAUAUUCAGGUGUAGGUGAAAAUUACUGCCAUGCAAUAGAAUACAAAAUAAAAUUGUUUAUAACGGUCAUUCCUCACUGGGAAUAUUUUAAACGAUAAUAUACUUACUAUUUCACUUUUACGUACGAGAGGCGGCAAUUACACCAUCCGUCAUUUUCAUUUACGAUACUUGGAUAGUUGGAAAAAUUGUUUUAUUUAUAAUAUUACUAUACAAUUCGAGAAAUAUUUUAAUUUUAAUGUUUCUUUAUUUUGAUUGGAUGGAAAUCGCAAAUUUAUUUUCUUACCAAAAAUAUGGAGUGGCAGCUGACAAAGAUUUCUUAUGCGAUAUUAUGACAAAAAAGUGGUUCAUAUUAUAUUAAGUUACUCCAUUCCAAGCUGUACCUGAGUACCGAAUCAAUUUGAUUAAAAAAUGAAGGAAGUUGCUUUAACAUAGCCUAUAGGCGAUUACUAGGCCAUGAUAAUGUUGAAAGUUUGUUAAAACUGAAUUACUAUAAAUCUAUGUUUACCUGCUUCUGUGGGAAUUAUAUUUUCUUUCACUCAGGAUUCAUGACAUGACAUGUAAAAAAUGUUAAAGAAUUCUCAAAUGUGAUUACAAUUAAUAAUUAUUAUUGAUGUUCAGAUGUAUAUAAAGUACAUUAAUAAGAUUUAUUAUAAGAAUCUCUAGUGACAUAGAGAUAAUUUCGCAAUUUUGAUAAAGUGCUCUUCGAUGGAAGUAAACUUAUUUGUAAAUAUUUGUACGCUGCGAUAAUGUGAAGUACAGCGUAAUGAUGCGCAUUUAUGAUAGUUAUUGUAUAGAUUUUUCCUAUAAAGAUAAUUAGUUUACGUAAACAGAUUAAUUUUUGUCAUUUUAAAUAAGAUUUAAUUUA